Messenger RNA from Haliotis rubra (blacklip abalone), 1573 nucleotides. RefSeq names its product histone H1-like. The record is from RefSeq and is a predicted model, not a curated record. Gene Ontology annotation, cellular component: nucleosome; nucleus. Gene Ontology annotation, molecular function: double-stranded DNA binding; nucleosomal DNA binding; structural constituent of chromatin. Lineage: Eukaryota; Metazoa; Mollusca; Gastropoda; Lepetellida; Haliotidae. Gene Ontology annotation, biological process: nucleosome assembly; chromosome condensation; negative regulation of DNA recombination.
ACGUGACUUUCUACACUCAAACCUACCAUUAUGGCUGAUGUUGCUGCUGCCCCCGCUGCUGUCAAGACUCCCAAGAAGAAGGCUGCUGCCAAGCCGAAGAAGGUUGCUGCACAUCCUACUUAUUUGGAGAUGAUCAAGAAAGCUAUUUCAUCCUUGAAGGAAAGGGGUGGUUCUUCCCGACAGGCUGUUCUGAAAUACAUCCUGGCCAACUACAAAGUUGGUGACAACCAGGUCGCCAUCAAUGCUCGCAUCAAGACUGCUUUGAAAAAUGGAGUCAAUAACGGCGCACUGAAGCAAUCAAAGGGAACUGGAGCUGCUGGGUCCUUCCGUCUUGGCGAGGUAAAGAAAGCGAAAAAACCCAAGAAGGCUAAGCCAGCUGCCAAGCCAAAGAAGGCUGCCAAAUCUCCCAAGAAAGUCAAGAAGCCAGCUGCCGCCAAGAAACCUAAGACAGCCGCUAAGAAGGCCGCCAAGUCACCAAAGAAGGUGAAGGCUGCAGCCAAGCCAAAGAAGGCAAAGACCCCUAAGAAGGCAGCGGCCAAACCCAAGAAGGUCAAGACCCCCAAGAAGAAGGCAACCAAGCCAAAGAAGGCAUCACUCAAACCUACCAUUAUGGCUGAUGUUGCUGCUGCCCCCGCUGCUGUCAAGACUCCCAAGAAGAAGGCUGCUGAAAUGAAGAAGGUUGCUGCACAUCCUACUUAUUUGGAGAUGAUCAAGAAAGCUAUUUCAUCCUUGAAGGAAAGGGGUGGUUCUUCCCGACAGGCUGUUCUGAAAUACAUCCUGGCCAACUACAAAGUUGGUGACAACCAGGUCGCCAUCAAUGCUCGCAUCAAGACUGCUUAAAAUGGAGUCAAUAACGGCGCACUGAAGCAAUCAAAGGGAACUGGAGCUGCUGGGUCCUUCCGUCUUGGCGAGGUAAAGAAAGCUGAAAACCCAAGAAGGCUAAAGCCAGCUGCCAAGCCAAAGAAGGCUGCCAAAUCUCCCAAGAAAGUCAAGAAGCCAGCUGCUGCCAAGAAACCUAAGACAGCCGCUAAGAAGGCCGCCAAGUCACCAAAGAAGGUGAAGGCUGCAGCCAAGCCAAAGAAGGCAAAGACCCCUAAGAAGGCAGCGGCCAAACCCAAGAAGGUCAAGACCCCCAAGAAGAAGGCAACCAAGCCAAAGAAGGCAUAAGCUCUCUUUGUCUCGCCUUCGCUCCACAUUUCUGUGGUCCAAAGGCCCUUUUCAGGGCCAUCCAAAUACCCCAAAAGAAAACUUGAAAACAGUGAUAACAAAACAAUGCUAUUUAUUUCAGCAGUAUAUCAGUAAGAAAGAAUGCGUUUUUGUGAUAACAGGUAUGGUGUGAAUGAUGGGUUAGACUGAUCAUAAUUAAAAAUUCAGCCUUAGCAAUAACUUCUUUGCCCGACAGUAAGUACACAGAGAGGGUAGCAAUACCGAGGUACCCAUCAAACUCAAAGGUGAGGCAAAUGCCGUUGAUCAAGGAGGCUGCCUGUAAAAACCUAUACAUUGAGCAAAGAAGGAUUUGAUGAGUAUGUUCCUAAAUUGAUAUUAUAGUGGGAGUUCUAAACCCUAUCUAAUG